Molecule: messenger RNA, 1770 nt
Organism: Oppiella nova
Lineage: Eukaryota; Metazoa; Arthropoda; Arachnida; Sarcoptiformes; Oppiidae
Source: the annotation of a GenBank genome assembly
GAUACUACUAAGACCUUCAUAAUAAAUGUCUGUGCGGUGGCCAUUGCACUACAACUACUGGGGCUAUGGGGUGCCUAUAAGGAGCACUACUAUACGUGUAUAACAUAUGGUGUCUUAAUAUCACUUAUUGGUUGCGCGGCUGUACUAUCGGCCCUACAGUCCGGCUACCCUUUGGUCUGGAUCCUUACCAUUUGGUUUUUCACCAGCAGUUUCAUUGCGUUAUCAUUCGCCAGACGUAUCCGAGUCCGUAGGCUCCUGGAGCUCACUACCAUUACAUACAAUAUGGGUCAGACCCGGUUGAUACUAACCGCGGGGACUUUAGUUACGGCAUCGCUAUACCCGCCACGACCUCCCAGUUAUGUUGAGUCUGAGGCCAUGAGUACUACUUAUAAGACUACAGCACAGGGUGUAAAGGGCCGGAAGUUCCGGAACAUAAAGUAUACACUUAUGUCGUGCGCUGGCAUCGCAUUUGUGUUGACCAUCAUUAUUAUGUCCACAUCCCUGGCCGCUCUCGAUGACUAUUACAUCACGAAUACCUGGAGUACAGCUAAAGGCAUAAUAGGCACCAUAGGAGCCGUAUCCCUGGUCAUACAGCUCCUGGGUCUAUACGGGGCCCAUAAGGAGCACUACAACUUUACGAUGGCAUACGGGAUCGUCUCAGCCAUACUGGCCGGCCUGUGCAUAGUGUCGGCGCUCACUGGCAAUAGUGUGGGUGAUUGGUUCCUGAUGAUAUUUUUUGCCAUAUGUGCGAGUGUUGCCCUACAGUUUGCCCGCGAGAUCAGGCGCCUACUGAACCCACCCCUCAGUCCGAACGUCGUGUACAUGAAUAAUAACGGUCAGCCCCCGUAUGUGGUGCCCGGUGCUCAGGUUCAGUCAGGACCCAUAUAUUUGACACCAGUGACAAUACCGGGACAAACGGGUCCCGUGUAUAUUCAGUCACAAACUGGACAGGUAGUCACGUUUCCAGCACCGGGAGCGGCGUAUGUGGGGCCGGCAGAUAAUCCGCCAACUUAUAGGCAGUCUCAGGAGGAUAUUAGUAAUAUGUCUGUAAGUGCGGCACCGGGAGGUUCGGAUGGUAUUGCAAAUCAGAAUGUUGAGGAACGUAAGGUGGUGUUCCAGGCACUCAUCAUAACAGUGGGCGUGCUUUCAAUAUUAGCCCAAUUCGGUGGUCUAUGGGGCGCUUAUAAGGAUCACUACUAUAUCAGUCUGAGCUACGGUAUUGGAUCGAUACUACUGGCCGGUCUAUGCAUCGUAUCGGCAAUUGUAGGUGCCGGUGGGAUUGAUUGGCUCCUGAUCAUAUUUUUCGUAAUAUGCGGUUCACUGGGCUGUCAGCUAUCGCGAGAGAUCAAACGCACAAAUAGGAUGCCUGUGCUUAACCAGACGGUAUACAUGAACCCGGGUAUACAACCCAAUAUGGUGUAUCAGAUGCCCAAUACUGGUCAGCCCGCAUAUAUGGUACAGGGAGGUCAGGUUCAAACCGGACCCAUGUAUAUGAGUCCUACCCUGACUGCAGUUCAGACAAUGCCAGCCCAAAGUGGACAGAUAUUCGUGUCGAGUCCACAGUACCCUACAUCGCAAGUGGUAGCCUUUCCAACCCCUGGACCCUCAUAUGGAGGUUCAUCAACCUCACCGCCAACUUAUACCCAGUCACAGGAGGAUAUCAGUAGAAUGAGUGUUAAUGAACAGCCGAGUGGAGCACAGGGAGCACCGGGAGGUUCGAACAGUUACCUCAAUGAGAAUAUUGAGGAACGCAAGACUAUUCCCAAUUAA